Nelumbo nucifera (sacred lotus) is the source of this 2867-nucleotide messenger RNA. Lineage: Eukaryota; Viridiplantae; Streptophyta; Magnoliopsida; Proteales; Nelumbonaceae. The record is from RefSeq and is a predicted model, not a curated record.
CGAAAGAACAAAAAUUCCAAUGCAAGCAAACUUUCGGAAUGUCGACAAUCUCAAACGAUCACUACUACUAGUCUACUACUACUGCGAAAAACGAGAACGUCGCUUAUUACAUUUAAAUCGACGAGCUCUAACUAAGUUCCAUUUCUCUUCACAACACCACAAUCUCCACUCUCCAGUAUUCUGUUUCACUCUCACUGCUCCUUCUCUCUUCCGACUUCCGCUUCGCGGUUCGCACACAACCAUGGAUUCCCUCGCCGUCGAAGCUUCUUCCAGUACUUCCAAGAUUCUCGAGUUCAAGUCGCGCUUCGAGGCCUACAAUCGCCUGCAGUCAGUUGCCGUGGCUUUCGGCGAGAAGCUCCCGAUACCGGAGAUCGUUGCCCUCGGUGGUCAGUCCGAUGGCAAGAGCUCCCUUCUUGAAGCUCUCCUCGGAUUCAGAUUCAACGUUCGCGAGGUCGAGAUGGGGACUCGUAGACCUCUCAUCAUUCAGAUGCUCCACGAUCCCUCCGCCGUGGAGCCUCGUUGCCGAUUACAGGAGGAGGACUCGGAAGAAUAUGGAAGUUUACUUGUUUUGGGAUCUACAGUUGCAGAUCUUAUCAAGUCCAGAACAGAGGCACAUCUGAGGAAGACCAAAACUGUGGUUUCUUCUAAGCCAAUUGUCAUGCGAGCAGAAUAUGCUCAUUGUCCUGAUCUCGCCAUUAUAGAUACUCCUGGCUUUGUCCUUAAGGCAAAGAAGGGGGAACCAGAGAAUACACCCGAUGAGAUCCUGUCAAUGGUGAAGUCGUUGGCAAGUCCUCCUCAUCGUCUUCUCCUGUUCCUUCAGCAAAGUAGUGUGGAAUGGUGCUCAUCACUCUGGUUAGAUGCCAUUCGUGAAAUUGAUCCAACCUUUAGGCGGACAAUCAUUGUUGUCUCCAAGUUUGAUAAUAGACUCAAGGAGUUUACUGAUCGGAGGGAAUUAGAUCAGUAUUUAAGUGCUAGCGGUUACCUUGGGGAGAACACUCAUCCUUUCUUUGUGGCCCUGCCAAAGGACAGGGGCAUGGUAACAAAUGAGGAAUUCCGCAGGCAAAUAUCUCAGGUCGACAAUGAAGUCCUCCAGCAUAUGCGUGAGAACAUCAAUGGAGGAUUUGAUGAAGAAAAGUUCAGGCCCUUCAUUGGUUUUGGCUGUCUGAAGGAGUACCUGGAGUCUGAGCUUCAGAAGAGGUAUAAAGAAGCUGCACCAGCUACUCUUGCACUACUUCAACGACGCUGCAGUGAAGUCACUGUUGAGUUGGAGAGAAUAAACUCUGAUAUACAGGCUACUUCUGAUGUUGCCUCUCUCCGGAGGUCUGCAAUGUUGCAUGCAGCUUCAAUCAGCAGUCAUGUGGGAGCAUUGAUUGAUGGAGCAACAGAUCCUGCCCCAGAGCAAUGGGGGAAAACUACAGAAGAAGAAAGGUUGGAGAGUGGUCUUGUGAGCUGGCCGGGUGUCAUUGCAGAUAUAAAACCUCCCAAUUCUUCCCUAAGGCUCCAUGGAGGAGCUGCAUUUGAGAGGGUCAUGCAUGAAUUCCGUUGUGCUUCGUAUUCCAUAAUGUGCCCAACAGUGUCAAAGGAAAAGGUUGGGAACAUACUACUUGCCCAUGCUGUAAAGGGUGGUGGUGGAGGAGUAAUGGAGGCAGCUGCAGAUAUAGCACGCGCAACUGCUCGAUCAUGGCUUGCCUCUCUUCUGGAAACUGCCUGUGAUCGACUUGCAUUUGUUUUGAGGAACCUUUUUGAACUUGCUGUUGAACGCCAUCGCAACCGUGAAUCCUCAGAGAGUGGUAGGAAGCGUAGAGAUAUGGAUGGGUAUGUUGGUUUUCAUGCUGCCUUGAGGCACUCCUACAAUAACUUCAUAGUGGAGGUUGCCAAGCAAUGCAAGCAACUUGUCCGCCACCACCUUGAUUCAGUUACUAGCCCAUAUUCUCAGGCCUGCUAUGAAAAUGACUUCUCAGGUGGUUAUGGAUCAGGUCCAUAUUCUAUCUACAGAUUCAAUCCUACUCCUGCUGUUUCUUUUAAUCUUGAACCAUCUGAUGGCAUGCCAAUAUUCCAAGAUGAAACAACAGGCAGGGAUCAGGAAAAUAUACCUCCAGAAAGGGGCUCUCAGCAAACAACUCCAGGGAAAAGAACCUUAUCCAGAGAAGCUCUCCAGGAAACUGAAAUGACUAUUCCUGAUACACCUCCUGAUCAGCCAUGUGAUGUAGUUCAUGCAGGAGUUAAAAAGAAAGACAAGAAGAAAGGACAUGGAAACCACAUAGAGGUUGGAGGGAGAAAACGACUUGUACCCAACAGAAGCAAGGAGGAUAAUCAUCUGGCACAAAAUGGUGGUGGUGUAGGCCUCCUUGUUGUCAAUGGUGAUAUUGGUUCUGGAGCAGGCUCAGCUUAUUCAGAUAUUUGUUCUGCAGCUGCACAAUAUUUUGCCAAAAUACGAGAAAUUCUUGUUGAGCGAAGUGUGACAUCUACUAUGAAUUCUGGAUUUUUAACUCCUUGUCGAGAUAGGCUCGUGGUGGCACUCAGCUUAGACUUAUUUGCUGUGAAUGAUGAGAAGUUCAUGGAUAUGUUCGUAGCACCUGGUGCAAUUGACACCCUUCAGAACGAACAAACAUCCCUUCACAAGCGCCAGAGGAUACUUCAGUCUUGUUUGCAUGAGUUCAAAAGUAUAGCUCGUGUCCUUUGAUGGUUAUAUAAUCCCAGAGUUCAAAAGCAUAGGUUGUUGAUAAAUGUAACUCACUGUUGAUUCCACAGUACACGCCUAGAGAAAAUUUGAUUUGCAGCGAGCUUCAGUGUCAUGGAAAUCUGAAUGAAUCUAUAUUCAAUUUAGUUGCCAUGAUGACUCCAAAUUAGUGGCGUUUUGAAUUUUU